Molecule: messenger RNA, 6112 nt
Organism: Danio aesculapii
Lineage: Eukaryota; Metazoa; Chordata; Actinopteri; Cypriniformes; Danionidae
Gene: maptb
Product: microtubule-associated protein tau b
Exons: 12
Coding region: 345-2558 (737 amino acids)
Biological process (GO): microtubule cytoskeleton organization; neuron projection development
Cellular component (GO): neuron projection
Molecular function (GO): microtubule binding
Source: RefSeq, a predicted model, not a curated record
AGCAUCAGCAGCAGCAUCUCUCUUCAUCAUACAGCAAUCCACAAAUCCUACUGUAGUGUUUUGCAUGCGAGAGAUCACAAGAUAUCUACAAUAGAAAGGAGAAGAAAAUACAUUUCAUUUAGCAAAUUUGACUUUCUUUUAGGGGAAAACACCAGGUCGUGUUGCGGUGAAAGGACACAGGGACACUUUACUGUUCAUGUGAAGGUGUGCAGGUGAAGGACUUGGCUUGCGCCAUCCUCCCUUCGCAGGACACUGAAGGAACUGUCAAGGUUUGCUCACUGGCUGACUGCUGCAGUUGGACAGACAAUAACUCAGUGUGCUACAGAGACUGAAAUCAUCUCAAAAUGGACCAUCAGGACCACAUGAAUUCUGGACAGGUGGGUGGCUCUCCUGGCAACAACAUAGCAUCUGGUGUAGUCAACAUGUCCAUCAAUGACGGCCACCAACAAGACAUGAAGAACGGGACAGCGGGAUAUAUGGGAGCAGAGGAAACACAUGAACCAACACCUGCAGUGACCGCCCAAAUGCCUGUUUUAGAAGACUUCGAUCCCAAGCCGUCCUUUGAUAAAGAUGAGCCAUUGGAAGCCUUGACACCCGGAAGUCCGCCAAAGAGUGGCCGGAGCAGUGCAGCAUCAGUGAAUAGGGAGGGAGAGCGGGAGAAUGGGGAAAGAGAGAGCUCUGUGAGUCCACGGGAGUCUCCAGUGUCGCCACAUCCACUCCCGGUGACCCUUGGUGAUGGCUUAAGUUCGGGGAUCACAGGCUUAGACAGCCAGAUGAAGAGAAGUCCUUCGGAUAAGAUGUCCGACCAUCAUAGUCCCAGUGGAUCUGAGGAGGAGGAUGAAAUUGAGAAAUCUGAAAGAAGAUUUUCUGGUUCACCUGGAUUUGGAGCAGAUCCUAGAAGCACUGUCAACAUGAAAGAGAAUAAAAAUGAGGACAAAGAAGUGAGUGAAGUUAGUGAUGAAGAAGAGGAACAGACAGGACUUUCCUUAGUGAGCAGCUCCGUCACUUCAGACUUGAUAACCCAGAAAGAGGAUGAACAUGAAACCCCUAUUCACCUUCCCAUGACCCCAGAGGAAGCUAAGAAACGUGGCCUGUCGUUCGACUACACAGAACCUCAGGAUCCUGGUCACCCGGGUGGUCCUGUGGGUUGGGAGUGCAGCUCUGAUAAAACACCACCGGAAAGCAAGAGCCCAGACUCCUGUAGGGCAGAUCCAGGCUCACCUCUUACACCCAGUGCUGCUGCUGACCCGACACAAGAGGAAUCAUCUCUAAGGGACUUUCAGACAGAUACGCAAGAGGAAGAAGAGGAAGCAGAGGUACCAGAACAAGAAGAGGAUGAGACCCCAGUUCCUCCAUUGUCCCAAGAAGUUGCUACACCAAAGAUGGAGCUUAAGGCAGAGAAACAUCUAGAUUCUAAAAAAACAAAGGAGGCCAGUCAGGAGAAAUACCUGGAGACGAGCGAUGAUGAUGAAGUAGAAACUGAAAAGGUCAAAUCUGUUGCCAUACCAAAACCUGCUGCCAUACCAGAACCUGUUGCCAUACCAGAACCUGUUGUCACCAAAGCUACAGAUGCUGUUAAACCCAGUGCCGAAGUCCCGCAAACAAAACCACCAAGCAAAGUAGCUCCUGUCAAAGAAGCUCCAGCCAAAAAAACGAAGAAACCAAUCGCUACAGUCACUGCCACCCCUUCCCCCAAACCUGCUCCUAACCUUCAGAAAACCCCCUCUAAAGAUGCUGCUCCGGCCAGAAAAGCAAGUGUCCCAUCCAAAGCCAAGGCUGGAGCAGGGGCAACUCCUGAAAAAAAGGCUGGAGAUGCAAAGACGAAGACAGCAGGUGUCAAACCCCAAGGAGUUGGUGCCAAAAUCCCUGCUGCUUCACGGAUGGAGCAGCGAAGGACAGGACCAGGGUCCAUUGAAAGAGCCGACUCACCUAAAACCCCAGACCGCAGUGGUUGCAGCAGCCCCGCCAGUCGGUCCUCCACUCCCGGACAACAGGUUAAGAAGGUAGCGGUGGUUCGCACCCCACCCAAAUCACCUGGCUCGCUGAGAUCUCGUGCCGCGAUUGCUCCUGUGGCACCUAUGCCUGACCUGAAGAACAUCAAGUCCAAGAUCGGCUCCACUGAAAACCUCAAACACCAACCUGGAGGCGGAAAGAUUCAGAUUGUGCACAAAAAGAUCGACCUAAGCAACGUCCAAUCAAAGUGCGGUUCCAAGGCCAACAUUCAUCACAAACCGGGGGGAGGAAAUGUGGAGAUCAAAUCUGAGAAGUUGGAUUUCAAAGCCCAGUCAAAGGUUGGAUCUCUGGAAAACAUUGGACAUGUCCCUGGGGGUGGACAGAGGAGGAUUGAGAGCCACAAGCUAAAUUUCCGUGAUCAAGCCAAAGCGCGCACUGACCACGGUGCUGACAUCGUCUGCAAGUCCCCCGACAUUUCCACAGAUGGAUCCCCUCGCCGCCUCAGCAACGUGUCUUCCUCCGGCAGCCUCAACAUGACCGACUCCCCACAACUGUCCACACUGGCUGAUCAGGUCUCAGCCUCUCUCGCUAAACAAGGCCUGUGAGCUUGCCGGCUACUGACGAAUCCAGAAAAGAAAAGAAAAAAAAAAUGUUAAAACGUAUCUCCUUCAGUCCUUUCAAAUAAGGUGCUUGUCGGAUUUCUCCUAACUAAAGGUUGUCCCAGCAGCUUGUCUGCUUGUAAAAUAAUUCUUGCCGCUCGGCACGGAGGGACAAGAAUUGAUGUUAUUGGCUCAGUCCAUCAAAUAAAAAAAAGGGGGAAAAUACUAAAUAAAGGAGCUGGUGGUGUAUUGAUCCAAAUGGUCAUUUACAGCACUGAGUAACCUGUUCCGUUUAAUACCCUGGUUUUUAAAGAAACAACAUUUGCUUUCAGAGCUGUAUUUGCUUUGUUGCCUUAUUGUGAAUGUUUUUAUUUACCAUAACUUAUGCACUCCUGUUUUGACAUGCAGCAGUAGGGAAGGCAAAUAUGCAGUUACUAUGAAUUUGAUGAUUUAACACAAAUUUAAGAAGGAUAAACAAGUCUGUGUCACUUAAAUCAAACGCAAAUUUCAUUUAUGACAGUAUAAAAACACCAGUGGUGUGUUUUGACCCAAAUUAAAAAAAACAUUUCAUUCAGAAUUUGCGUAUAUGUUCUUUAAAACUACUGCAAAUACAAAUAUGCUUCUGUGCUUUACCACAGCAUAUUGUCCAGGCCUUUCUGUCCCCACGAUUAAUGCGUAGGAGGUUGCGUCACUAAAUGAAAAACAAAUCCUCUUGCUUUGCCUCUAGUGACGGUUUGGUUGAGGAAAACAAAUGUCAAUAUAUAUUAAAAUAAACUAAUGCUGUUGGACAGGGCUCAACAAUAAGGAUUCUUUUCUGCCUACCACACGAGUGGUACAGAUCUUAUUUAAAUAUUUAUAUUUUUUAGUUAUUUAUUUUUGGAUUUUUACCAGUGUUUUGUUUACAAAUGUUUAACUAUUUCUAUUAUUUACCGCAUAAGUCAUCUGCUUUCAUAAGAAUUCAAAGCAAUGCAUUUUGACAUUUUUUGGUUUAAAAACAACUGACACUGCAGGCCCGUAUGGAGGUAUUUUAGUGACAUUUUAAGCACUAAUCUUUGCUGUAUUCUCUUGACGGUUUCGGAUCAUAACCACACUUCUUGAUGCAACAAAUGUGCUUACCAUACUAUUUUACAAAGUGUUUAUUUAGAAAUGUGCGUUUAAACUGUUUAAAUUCAUUCAUGUUGUCCUAAAGCAAAUCGAUUAAGUUAACGUAACAAAUUUAAGUGGAUUGAACAUUAAAAAAGUCUCCCCCAAAAAAUCUCCAGAAUUGUGUUCAGCUCAUUUUAAAUAAGUAGUUUGAACAAGCAGCAAAAUAUAUUUGAGUGUUAACAGGAGAAUUUGAUGUUCUAAAUGUAUCAACAUAUAGAUGAAAAAACCUGUUUGAAUGGUAAAAUCUAACAACAUUUCUGUUGUAGUAUAUUUUUAGCAAAUAAAUAAACCGAAGAGUGUAAACCAGAGAUGCCUAACGUAGGGCCCGCAGGCCAAAGUUGGCCCAUUGUAACCUGUGAUUUGGCCCAACAAUGUAAAGCAAUGAAUUUUUACAUAUUUUUGGUUUAUAAACAUCUGAUUUUGCAGGCCUGUAGUCAGCCUAUUGAAAAGGAUGUUUUUUUUUCUCAAAAAGUGUAGCUUUUUGCAGUUAUUCUCGUUAAUUUCUAUUAAAUUAGGAGGUAUUUUAGUGACAUUAAGCACUAAUCUUUAAUGCAUUAGCUUGUCGGAUUCUGAUCAUAACCACUUCUUGAUGCAACAGGAAUGUUUAUGUAGAAAUGUGCGUUUAAACUAAGUUAUUACAGUUUUAUAAAUAACGUUAUGGAAUCAGAAUUAAAUAACAAUCUUUAAUAAAGUAGUAGGAAAAAUACUGAUUUAUAAAAUAUAAAUGUAUUAUCAUAUAAAAAUCGAUUAGGAAUCUGUUAAACAUUAUUAAAAACCAACUAAGUACAUUACAAACUGUAGCCUGUGCGUAAAUAAACUGGCCAGCUUAUUUCCUAAGUCAGAAUUUGUGAAUUUGAAUAAUUAGAAAUAUAAUUUGUCUUAAAGCCUUCUUCCAUUAAUUAUUUUAAUAAUUUAUGAUGGACCAAUUGGCUCAUAUAGGGGCCAAAUUUUGGACUUUGUCAGUGUUGGGUGGGUCUUUCCAACCAUCCGAACAUCUCCCCUGGCUACAGGCCUGUACUGUCUACAAUGAAAUGACAAUAAGUGCAAGACUUUACAACAUUCAACACAUUAAAUGUUGUAAUGUUCAGUACACAAAAGGUUGAUUAAACAAUUAUGGUAUUAGAAAGAAUUAAAAAACUGUAUCAGGCAGUAAUUAGAAGAUUUAGUGUCAAAAUAAGACCUCGAGAUCACUUUGCCAUCCUUAUUGUUGAGCUCUGUUUGCCCUGCACAAGCACCAUCCAUCAGCUUUUUGUUAACUUACCCAAACCAGGCAACAAUGCUUCUGUAUUGAUGGAUUUCAGCCUCUGCAUUUAAAAUGUUUUUCCAAAGAAUGCAUGAAUGGACAUCAGACUCAAUAAAAACAACACCAUACAGAGAAAUCUCAUAUUGAGAACAGACAGCUGAGAAGUGCCUCCCCAGUUUCCAUCAGCUACAUUUCAGAAACCUGUUUUAAAAUUCUCUCCGGUCCAGCACAGAUUCAGUCUUGUCCAUCAGCACAGAGCUGAUUCAUUUGGUGUGAAAUAUGACAUUAUUUAACACAUAGCCGAGCUCCCCCUUCAAUCCAAACCAUAACUCUAACACCUUGCACAUUUACCCAGCAUGCUAUGAACUUCACCCAUGGUCUCCUUGAUAGUAGCCAGUCACCACGUCCCAGUCCUUUAUUAUAGCGUUAACCAAUAUUUAAACAUGAAAAGAAAGAGAAAAAGUGGAGGAAGGAUAAAAGGAACAAAGCUACCUGCUAAAAUCCAGGUUUAUGUUGCACUCUUUUUCUAAUAGUGUUGUGUGGACGAUGUAAAAAAAAAGAUGUACGAAUGCGUUUAGACGAUCUGAUACUACUACUAGGCUUUUUAUUUUAUACCUGCAGUGCAUUGCUCAUUUGGGAGUGAAUGCACUGGUUUGAAGCAAGAGCUGCCUCAAACUACGUUACUUGUUAAGAUGUACAGGCUAUCUUGCGUUUAAAUGAAACGGGGAGGAAAUUUAUAGGUAAAACAACGGUUAAAUUUGCAUCCAGAAUUCACAUGAUCAGUAAAACGACAAGCUUCAGACGGAUAUUGCUGUAAACCGAUAUGGCCGUCCUGAAUACAGCAUGCUGCUAACAUAAACCUGAGCAUUUAGACUUGUGGGUUAAGGCUGAAGAAGAGACUUUUAAAAGAUAAACCGUGUAAACGUGGCACGGGGAAAAGGUCUUUCGAGUAAUUCUGCCCUUUAGCUGUGUUUCAACGGUUCUGUAAUCCGUUAACGAGUCCCAUCUUUUCUCCUCAGUUUCAUUUCCCGCCACUGCUCUUCUCAUCGCGGUUCCUCAUUCUAGCUUGACAGUUGUGAUUGUCCUUAUCGUAAUGUGUUUUAUUAAUUGGUUUACACUGAUGCUCCUUGCUGUAAACGUGAAUUUGGAAAUAAAGUCCGUAUUAAACUGC